Molecule: messenger RNA, 1355 nt
Organism: Ostrinia nubilalis (European corn borer)
Lineage: Eukaryota; Metazoa; Arthropoda; Insecta; Lepidoptera; Crambidae
Product: coiled-coil domain-containing protein 102A
Exons: 2
Coding region: 182-1330 (382 amino acids)
Source: RefSeq, a predicted model, not a curated record
AUUUUUUAAUACUUUAGUCUUUGUAUUUUAUUCAAGGCUUAUUAAUUCAUUUACAUAAUUUAUUAUUAUAUCAAGUGAUUACAAAUAUCCAGAUGUAACUAGUGUUUUAGUGGUGUAAAUAAAUAGAAAUCAAUGGUUAGCAGCUGAGAAACUAACGCAGGUAAACCAAGACCAAUGAAAAAUGGCGCAAAGCUCGCACGGCGGCAGCCAUCGGCGCUCCCGCGACCACGAGGGCGCGAUGCGGUACACCAACACCGACUGGGAGGCCAAGGAGGCCUUAUACCAGCGAGAGCUCGACGAAGCCCGUGCGCGAGCCACGCAGAUGGAGAAAACCAUGCGCUGGUGGUCCGAUUGCACCGCCAACUGGCGAGAGAAGUGGAGCAAAGUCCGCAACGAACGAAACAAAGCCAGGGAAGAAGCCAAACAGUUGAAGGCUAAAGUCGACGUCCAAGCCAAGGAGCUAGCCACGGCGAGAGCUGAAAAGAACGAACUGGAACAGCAGUUGAUGGAACUCAAACGGGACAACGAAAAAUUGCUAAGCAUUGGAGAGAGUAGAAUUGUCUCAGGUGACUUGACAACUGAAGACGGAGUCGAAUUGCGAAGGAAAAACGUCGGUUAUGUAUCACCGAACGAUCAGCCGUCGAUCAGACAGCGAGCGUCCUUAGAUUCCCACAAAUUUUCCAACGUCGACAACGUUUUAGCGAACAAAUUGAGCGAACUCAGAUUGAGGUUGGACGAGACUUGCAAGAAUUUACAAAGCGAGAAGGAUCAAAAGGCGUUCCUUUUGACCAAAAUAGAAACGUUGACGGCGGAGCUGCAUAAUACAAAAAUGGAGUUGACGCACUGCGACAGAACUAUAGGAUCCACCGAUUCUAGUCAUAGCGAAGUAGAGAGACUGCAAAACGAGUUGCAGGACGAAAUAGCAGCCAAACAGGUUCUGGAGGAGAAGAUAGCUGAGUUCAAAAUGGAGGUGGAAAGGUUGAAGUCGGAGAAUACAGUACAAUGGAGCAAGAGGGAGUUGUUAGAAACGGAGAACAUAGCAAUUCUAAGGGAGAACAAGAAGUUGUAUGGGCAGGUUUGCGAGUUGAGGGAGCAGAUUCAUAAGUUAAAUCGGAUAUCGGACGGCAGCGCUUACGGUGUGCCGUUCACCAACGAACAUUCUAGACUGGAUUCGAACAUUUUGUACGUUCGCAAAUCUAGCGUAAGUCCGAGAUCUCACGAGUCCAGCAAUGGGUCGUCGGAGGCGAAUCUCGCGCAUUUCGACGCGAAAACGAACACGUCGGGCGAAGACGACGAACUAGCAAUAGUGGAGACGAGCGAAAAUUGUUAAAAAUUAUAAAAUACUCACUAUUUAU